Messenger RNA from Nannochloropsis gaditana CCMP526, 849 nucleotides. RefSeq lists its product as uncharacterized. Bases 17 to 604 code for a protein of 195 amino acids. The transcript is spliced from 2 exons. The record is from RefSeq and is a predicted model, not a curated record.
AAAACAUAGCGCGACCAUGGGGCGAGCAUUUUCUCCUCUUUCAAGUAUUCUUCUCCUCCUUUUAAUGCUUGUACUCAUGCAUUCUCCGGCAUUCGCUGGCUCCAAAAGAAAUAAAGUGACCCGUGCUGAGCGUCGAGAGCGGAAAAAGGGAUGCAUUUUGAAAUUUUAUCCCAAAAACCCCAAGGAGGCUUGGCCCACGACUGCCUCUUCAGACGGUGUUUAUCGCCUGGCCGUAGUCAUCCGAAACCGGAAAAGGGGUUCUUUGUACAAGAACGUCUAUUUUUCUUUUCAAAAACCCGCCACGGCUUCCUGGGCAGGGGAGCCCCGGGCAAAGCCGGCCUUGCCGGGCGCGACUCUGAUUCCUCCUUUCUUGCCAAGCGCAUGGUGGCUAUAUGGCCCAUUCAACGUAAGCGGAGGGAGACGACAGUAUGUUGAGAUUGCCUAUACACUGUCGGCCUGCUCGCCUGGCAUUAUAUGGAAUGUAACCACCAGCAUCGUCCCAGUUCCUCCAUUUUUCCAACGGCCACCCUCAGAGGCUUUACCAGCGACAUGCCUGGCGUAUGCAUAUGGGCGUCAAUAUGCGGGCAAGACUCCAUGUGUUUAGGAGAAUUUAUUUCGUCCACACGCUUAGAUAUGCGAGUUUGCUCGAUGGCGAGAUAAAAGAUUGAAUCUUCUACCCAUGUCACUUGGAAGAAAGUCCAAGCAGGAGAUACAUCACUAUAUCAAGAGUUGUUCCGCCAGAAGCCUAAAAGGAUCAACUUUACCAUACGACUUAUUCUGUGAGCAUGCUGUUAAAGAGUUUUAUAGACACAAAAAGCCCCACAUGUAUCGAAAUGACAUCAAGUGGUG